AUGUCCGGAGAGAUUACUGCCUCACCCCCAACGCGACUCGGCGAUGCGGAACUGGGUAAAGAUGCUGAAGAAUCCAGGUGCGACGACGCGCCUGCACCAAGCCCGCUCGAAUAUACAUCCUUCACGCAGUCGCAGCGGCGGCGACUACGGCCGCUUCUUGGGUUGGCAGCUAUCACGUCACCCUUGACCGCGACCAUCUACUUCCCCCUUCUUCCCCUGCUGCGCACACAGUUCAGUACUACAGCGCAGGCUAUCAAUCUUACAAUAACCCUCUACAUCAUCUUCCAAGCCAUUUCACCCGUCAUAUUCGGACCACUGUCUGAUGUUCAUGGCCAGCGACCCUACUUCCUGGCCACUCUGGCCCUGUACGUCAUCGGUAACUUAGGACUAGCUCUUAACAAGCGCAACUAUGCUAUUCUCUUAGUGCUGCGCGCGAUACAGAGUCUCGGGGCCAGUGCAGCGUAUGCCAUCAGCUUUGGUGUCGUUGCAGACGUCUGCGUGGCUAGCGAACGAGGACAGAUGCUAGGCCCAAUCAGCAUGGCCAUGAAUCUGGGCACUUGUGUAGGUCCAGUCGUAGGAGGCGUCGUGGCACACACAAGUGGAAACAUCAAUUGGGUAUUCUGGGCCCUGUUCAUUGUCGGCGUAGUCUUGCUGGUCGGCGUAGGCGCGCUCCUCCCCGAGACGGCCCGCAACAUGGUCGACAAUGGCAGUGACAAGUCUAGAUACCAGUGGUGGCAGUACAGCUGGGUAGGCCUCUUACGAGAGCGGAUGAAGGUCAAAGCAGCAAAGAGACUGAAUGAAGACGACGACUAA
Alternaria incomplexa is the source of this 813-nucleotide messenger RNA. RefSeq lists its product as uncharacterized. Lineage: Eukaryota; Fungi; Ascomycota; Dothideomycetes; Pleosporales; Pleosporaceae. Bases 1 to 813 code for a protein of 270 amino acids. Gene Ontology annotation, molecular function: transmembrane transporter activity. Gene Ontology annotation, biological process: transmembrane transport. The record is from RefSeq and is a predicted model, not a curated record. The transcript has 2 exons.